CAAUCCUUCAUCAUCCUAACCGUGCUGUGAAGGCUGUGAAUGAAAGCCUCUAUUUGAAGUAUAGACGUGAGUGGGCUGUCUGCAACCACCAUGCCGUACCUGGGCAAUGAGGACACGGUGAGGGAGCUGAGGAGAGCUCUGUCCAACCCUAACAUCCAGUCUGACCCACUGCGCUACAGGAACACCAUCCUCAGAGUCAUCAGGUUGAUGUCUCAGGGUGUGGAUGUGUCAGGUUUGUUCAGUGAGAUGGUGAAAGCGUGCGCCACGGUAGACAUAGUCCACAAGAAACUGGUGUACGUCUUCCUUUGCUCCUAUGCCUCUUUAAACCCAGAGCUGUCUCUGCUGGUCGUCAACACGCUGAGGAAAGACUGUCAGGAUCCAAACCCCAUGGUCCGCAGCCUGGCCCUGAGGAACAUGACCAACCUGAGGUUACCCAGUUUGGUGGAGUAUGUGGAGCAGCCUCUGACAUCAGGGCUGAGGGACAGAGCAGCUUGUGUGCGACGUGUGGCUGUACUCGGCUGGGCCAAACUAUACAAUCUCCAACCUACAUCUGAGAUCGACGCAGCGGUGGUGAAUGAGCUGUACAGCCUGCUGAGGGACCCUGACCCGGUGGUGAUGGUGAACUGCCUCCGAGCUCUGGAGGAAAUCCUGAAGGAAGAAGGAGGAGUCGCCAUUAACAAACCCAUCACCCAUCACCUCCUCAACAGGCUGAAGGAGUGUGAUGUUUGGGGUCAGUGCGAGGUGCUGAAGAUCCUCCAGCGCUACCGGCCUCAGUCGGAGGACGAGCUCUUCGACAUCCUGUCCCUGCUGGACGCCUCACUGGUCAGCCCCCACCCGCCUGUCAUGGCCGCCACCGUCAGCCUUUUCCUCAGCCUGUGCUCUGGCUUGCCGGCCGUCAGUCUGGCGGCUCUGGAGCGAGUGCGGGCGCCGCUGCUGGCAGCCUGCGGGAGCGUUUCCAGAGAGAUGAGGUUCAUCGCUCUCUGUCACAUACAGUUGUUGUUGCGUUCUCUCCCUGGCCUGAUGGGGGUGCACUACAAACGUUUCUUCUGUGGCUACGCUGAGCCUGCCUACAUCAAGCAGAGGAAGAUGCAGGUGCUGGUGGAGCUGGUGAAUGAUGAAAAUGUAUCCAUGUUACUGGAUGAGCUUAAAGUCUACUGCACUGAUGUCAACACUAACACAGCCCAGGCUGCAAUAUCAGCCAUAGGUCGUAUUGGACGGAGCUACAGUGACAGAUGUCUAGAGAUCCUCACAGGGCUGCUGGGGCUCAAACAGGAGCACAUCACUUCUGCGGUGGUGCAGACGAUGCGUGACCUGGUCUGGGUGUGUCCUCAGUGUAGCGACACUGUGUGUUUGGCUCUGGAGGGCUGUGAGGAGACGCUGCAGGAUAGCCAGGGCAGGCAGGCCUUGCUGUGGCUGCUGGGAGUGUAUGGGGAGCGAGUGUCCAGUGCCCCCUACACACUGGAGGCGUUCAUAGACGGAGUGAGGAGCGAGGCCUCUCUGGGAGUGAAGAUGGAACUGCUGACGGCCACAAUGAGGCUGUUUUUGUGCCGACCUGCUGAGACUCAAGACAUGCUCGGAAGACUGCUGCACUACUGCGUAGAUGAGGAGACAGACAUGUGCGUUCACGACCAGGCGCUUCUCUACUACCGCCUGUUGCAUUGUGGGAUGGAAGAAACACAGAAAGUCCUCCAGGGUCGCAGGUCGGACCCUUCCUUGGGCGUUCUGAUCGGCCGGUCCACAGAGCCAGUCAGCCAGUGGGCACGCAGCUUUAACACUCUGGAGCCUCUCAGGCUGAGCGCUGUAGAGACAGAGUCAGUCAGCAGAGGAAGUCCUGAACAUGUGACCUUUGACCCCAAGCCUAACACUGACCUGCCUGACUCACUGAACUCCAACAGCCAAGAUGAGAAGGUUAUCACAGGCUCAGACGGUGCCAACUGGAGUACAGAAUCACGCGCUGAUGCCCUGGCGUCAGAUGCCAUCACCCCCUUCAGUUUGUCUCUCUCUCCUGCUCUCAGCCCAGAGGAGUUUGAGCGCCUGUGGCUGCAGCGACAGGGUUCACAUGUUGACCAAGGUGCUGAGGACAGAGACGAGGAGAAGGAUUACAUUUGUGUGGAAGAACACAUCCGAUGCCCCGCAAUACCUCACUGUUCCCCGAGAAGCCUUCAGGCUGCAAUGCAACUGGUCAAUAUCCAGGCGCUGGCCUUCACGCCGCCGCACACGCUCCCCUGGAGGGUCUACCUGUACACACACGCCCAGCGCACUCUCUCUGACGACGCGCGCCAAAGCACGCUCGUCCUGGGAGAGCUGCUUUACACCGGAGAGGCGGAUCAGAAAACAGGAGGAGAGACCGGAACGGGUGACGGAGACACUGCUGAUAAAACAGCGGCGGAGGGCAGGGAGCAGGAGCAGGUCAAACAGAGAGAGGAAGCAGUAGUCGCAGGGCUGAACGGGAGGGAGACGGUGAGAGAAGACGGAGGAGAGGACAGAGUAAAAGUAACACUAAAGCAGCAGCAGCCGAAAGACGAAGAAACUCUGAGGGGAUUUCUCUCCAUCCUCACCACUGUGCUGCACACGCUGUCUUCAGAGAGAGCUUAAAUAUGCAUCUCACACACACAAAUGUUGUACUUGCUUCCUUAUAUGGAUACUCUCUCACUUCACUGACUCCCUAACCAUAACAGUAAACUCGGUAGCAGAGAAAAAAGCCCCAGCACCAAAAAAAAAAGAAAAAAAAGUGACUUGGUGUGAAGCUGAAACAACAACAGGAAGCAAUGUAGCCUACAUGAGCAGGGUCGGCCUCAAUCACUUCCUCCCUUUUGCAUCUUUCACAGUCGUAUCAGCUGAAUUAAUCUUUCAAAAAAAGAAAAGGAAUGGAAUCUUUGCAGGGGGGAAAAGCAUGAGUAAUAAUAGAGCACUGGUGGGAGAGCUCCAUUAAUCUCCUCACUAUGCUGUUAUUUUCACAGUCCAGCCGUAAUAAGUAGAUUAAAGAAUAGUUGAGGUCAGAUCAUGUUCGGCCUGUUCGGCCUGGUGAGGGCACUAUGGAGGAUUGGUCUCACUGCACCAGUCAACAGUGGGUUUUUUUCUUUUUUUUCUUUUUCCUCUCCUCCUGGGAUUAAGAGAUAAUGUUGUAUACAUACAAACACAUGCCACAGUGGAAGAUCUUUACUUUUUCACAGAAGCAGGCAGUGAGCUGGGUAGGGGUCCUAACCCAAACUGAUCCACAUAUUAUUUUAAGAGCAGAUAAGAAGAGGGAUGCUGUGUUUGAAUAGCCUACAGAAGUGCUGACCCCGCCUUUUUAAAUGUAUCAUAUAUUUUCCGUGUGUGUGUGUGUGUGUGUGUGUGUGUGUGUGUGUGUG
Molecule: messenger RNA, 3353 nt
Organism: Scomber japonicus (chub mackerel)
Lineage: Eukaryota; Metazoa; Chordata; Actinopteri; Scombriformes; Scombridae
Gene: ap4b1
Product: adaptor related protein complex 4 subunit beta 1
Exons: 14
Coding region: 91-2595 (834 amino acids)
Biological process (GO): vesicle-mediated transport; intracellular protein transport
Cellular component (GO): clathrin adaptor complex; membrane coat
Source: RefSeq, a predicted model, not a curated record